Molecule: messenger RNA, 5594 nt
Organism: Jaculus jaculus (lesser Egyptian jerboa)
Lineage: Eukaryota; Metazoa; Chordata; Mammalia; Rodentia; Dipodidae
Gene: Tbc1d5
Product: TBC1 domain family member 5
Exons: 24
Coding region: 533-2971 (812 amino acids)
Biological process (GO): activation of GTPase activity
Molecular function (GO): GTPase activator activity
Source: RefSeq, a predicted model, not a curated record
GCCACCGUUACGACGCUCGUGCGGCCACGUGACCUCUGGUCAGCGCUGUCACCUCCCUCCGACUCCUCCCUCUACCCGGGUUAGGUUGGUUUCCGCGUGACCGACUGAGGGAGACAGAGAGAGAGAGAAAGAGAGAGACAGAGAGAGACAGAGAGAGAGAAAAGAGGAGGGGAGGAGGAGGAGCAUUCAGGGAAUAGGAGCUGGCGAGCUCUUCGGCGCCACAGGCUUCAUUCAGGCUGUGGAGGCACGGUGUUCUCUGUACUUCUUCACUCUUGGUUCCGGUACAAAUGGAAUUCUCCAGCCUUGUUUCAGGUGACUGUUUUUCUAGCAGCUCAGUUGAGGGAGAACUCAGCUGACUGCUCUUCAAUUCCCACUUGCCAGCCAUGGCUUGCAUUUGUUGAAAACUGCUGUACUGAGCUGAAGUCGUGGAUGAACUCUAAGAGCAUGUAUUUCUAGCUAUCAAAUAGACUUUAGGAGUGGUGAGCGAUCUCUUGGAAGGAGUUACGUUUCUUGUUGGCAUCCAGUUCCCAGAAUGUAUCAGCCAUUAUCUGAAACAAGACACCCCCUGCAGCCAGAAGAACAAGAAGUAGGGAUUGACCCCUUGUCCAUUUUCUCGAAUAAGUCUGGAGGAGAUUCAAAUAAGAAUGGAAGAAAUGCAGGUUCUGCCUUGGACUCUGAGGGGACUUUCAAUUCAUAUAGGCAAGAAUGGGAAGAACUAUUUGUAAACAACAAUUACUUGGCAACAGUAAGGCAGAAGGGGAUUAAUGGGCAGCUGAGAAGCAGCAGGUUCCGUAGCAUUUGCUGGAAGCUCUUUCUUUGUGUUCUUCCUCAAGAUAAAACCCAGUGGAUAAGUAGAAUUAAAGAAUUAAGAGAAUGGUAUAGCAACAUUAAAGAAAUACACAUCACAAAUCCAAGGAAGGUUGUUGGCCAACAGGAUUUGAUGAUCAACAAUCCCCUUUCACAGGAUGAAGGGAGUCUGUGGAACAAGUUUUUUCAAGAUAAAGAACUGCGCUCAAUGAUUGAACAGGAUGUGAAAAGAACGUUUCCUGAAAUGCAAUUUUUCCAACAAGAAAAUGUGAGAAAAAUCCUUACAGAUGUUCUUUUCUGUUAUGCGAGAGAAAAUGAGCAGUUGCUUUAUAAACAGGGGAUGCAUGAGCUGCUAGCACCCAUCGUCUUCACCCUCCACUGUGACCACCAAGCUUUUCUCCACGCCAGCGAGUCUGCACAGCCCAGUGAGGAAAUGAAAACGCUCUUGAACCCUGACUAUCUGGAACAUGAUGCCUAUGCAAUGUUCUCACAGCUUAUGGAAACUGCUGAACCUUGGUUUUCUACUUUUGAGCAUGAUGGUCAAAAGGGGAAAGAAACUCUGAUGACUCCCAUCCCCUUUGCUAGACCGCAGGACUUAGGGCCCACAAUUGCCAUUGUUACUAAGGUGAACCAGAUCCAGGACCAUCUAUUGAAGAAGCAUGACAUUGAGCUUUAUAUGCACUUGAACAGACUGGAGAUUGCACCACAAAUAUAUGGGUUACGGUGGGUGCGGCUGCUGUUUGGACGAGAGUUCCCUCUGCAGGAUCUUCUGGUGGUCUGGGAUGCCUUGUUUGCUGAUGGCCUCAGCCUCAGCUUAGUGGACUAUGUCUUUUUAGCCAUGUUGCUGUACAUCCGAGAUGCCUUGAUUUCUAGUAACUACCAGACCUGUCUCGGCCUUCUGAUGCAUUAUCCACUCAUUGGGGACGUGCACUCACUGAUUCUUAAAGCUCUGUUCCUUAGAGACCCAAAGAGAAAUCCAAGGCCAGUGACGUAUCAGUUCCAUCCCAAUUUAGAUUAUUACAAAGCACGAGGAGCAGACUUUAUGAAUAAAAGCCGGAUCAAUGCUAAAGGCGCUCCCCUGAAUAUAAAUAAGGUCUCCAACAGCCUGCUUAACUUUGGAAGAAAGCUCAUUUCCCCAGCAAUGGCGCCAGGCAGUGUUGGUGGCCCUAUGCCUGGGGGCCACAGUGGCAGCUUAUCUUCUGCUAUGUCCUCCACCAGACCCUCCAUAGAAACCCCAAGGCUUCAUUUACAGCAGCAGCAGCAGCAGCAGCAGAGGCUAAUGAAAUCUGAAAGCAUGCCAGUGCAAUUGAACAAAGGCGAUGUAGUUACAGGAAGCGAUGCUCAGGUUUCUGUUCCUGUCCAGACUCUAACUGACCUCCAAGGACAAAGUUCUAAAACCAUCUGUUCAUCUCCAAGCACUGAGAGCUUGUCUGGGGGCAGAGAGUCUACCGGCUCCCCACCUUUAUCUGCUACUAAGAAAGACUCCUUUUUCAGCAACAUCUCCCGUUCCCGCUCACACAGCAAAACUAUGGGCAGAAAAGAGUCUGAAGAAGAACUAGAAGCACAAAUCUCCUUCCUCCAAGGACAGUUGAAUGACCUGGAUGCCAUGUGCAAGUACUGUGCCAAGGCAAUGGACACUCAUCUGGUAAAUAUUCAAGAUGUAAUAUUACAAGAAAAUUUGGAAAAAGAAGAUCAAAUUCUGGUUUCCUUGGCAGGAUUAAAGCAGAUCAAAGACAUUCUGAAAGGUUCCCUGCGCUUCAACCAGAGCCAGCUGGAGGCAGAGGAGAAUGAGCAGAUUACAAUUGCCGAUGACCACUACUGCUCCAGUGGCCAGGACCGGAGCAGCCACGUUCCUGGGGACAGCAGACAGGCCUCUUCGGAAGUGCCUGGACGCACAGGCAGAGCAGGUUCAGAGGACUUCAUUCUGGUGCCCAAAGAAGAGGAGGGGGGAAGUGCCCGAGGGUGCUUCUCCAGUCAAGCCCAGCCUCUUCGCUCCCUCAGAAGCAACUCUGGCAAAAGCUGGGGCUCAACCUGCUCCCCACUGGUCUUCUCAGACCCCCUGAUGGCUCCAGCCUCAGCUUCCUCCAGCAACCCCAGCUCCAGCCCUGAUGAUGACAGCAGCAGGGACGCUGGCUUCACCAUCGUGAGCCCCCUUGACAUCUGACCACAGGGGCCAUGCUCCUCAGUGGCCCAAGUCCCAUUGAGACAGUGCUUCUUUCCCAGCAUGCAUUUGGUGUUGGCACAGCUAUUGGAACCCUUUAGAAAGAGGCAAAUAUGUCCACAAUGCACUAUGUUCCCCCCAAAGGCAGAUAUAGCUUUCCGAGCCAAUACCUGACCUCGUCCACCCUUGCUCUAUAAGAGAGCCAGGUCAGGCCCUCCACCACUCAACCCCAAGACCAACGUGGUCAGAACCACUUUCCAUGAGGAGAACUGGUUCAGAUCUUCCCUCAAAGCUUCAGCCACAGGGACGCAGGUUGACAUCCGAAAGCGUACUCUGAAAAUCUCAGCAACUUAAUUUCCAGUGCCGGGAGCAAUAGAAUGAGCAGAGCAAGGGGCUGCGAGGGUAUGGAGCCCCCAUGAUCUUUACCAACAGGGUCUAAAUUUAAGAUUCAGAUUCUGGUCCAAUGUGAAUACAUUUCCAGUCCUCAGGCUGAAUAAACUUCAGCUACCACUGUUCUUCCUUGAACAAGUAUAUUUCACGUUCUAGAAUCUUCCAUAGCUGCAAAACAAGGCUGCUUGAAGUCAAGUCUUUGCUGCACCGAUUUUCAAAGGUGCAAGAAAAUAGCCAUCCUUUAUUUGAAAAAGUGACUACAACUUCAGGCAGUCUGUUUUCUGAUUGGUUUAUUCUAGUUUCAGAACUGCACUUACCUAUCAACUGAGGAGUACAGGGGCUCUAGCUCAGUGCUGUCUAAUGACAAGGAGCUCAGCCUGGAAUCCUGGAGUAGGCUUCCUAGAGAACAUUUCCAUUUCCAGGAGCCUUCCCAACCGCUCCCCCCUGGGAGAAGCAGGGCCUCUGCUCAGCGGUAAGCUCCGUGCCUUGCAUGCCACUGUCAGGACCGGGUCUGCCCACCACAGGCCCCUGCUCCUCUAGCACAGGUGAGACUCCCCUUCUAGAGUGGCAGCAUAUGCCACCAUGAAAGAUAUCAAGUGUCCUGUGACCAUUUUAUUCCAAGGAAAGGGGCAGAACACUGCUCCCCAUGCCAGAGCAGGCACGCUGCUGGUGACAGCAGGACUACAGCCAGACAGAGGGCCUAUUCUGCCACCCUCUGGGCACAGUGUCUCUCCACUGCUAGCUCUGCAGUUCUCUGUAGACGUAUGUGCUAAUGGCCUGACACCCAGUCCAUGUCCUAGAAAAUGAGGCAACUUCACUCACUCUGCAUUGACACGCUUUCCGCUGCAGAGAGGUCUCCUCUCGGCACAGCGCCAGGUACAGCCGAGUUAGAAGCCUUCCAGAAUGGCCAAUGUACUCCAUCGCUCUCUGCAGAGGCAGCUGCUGUACACGGCCCUUGACUUUUUUUAAGGCCACAGAACAAGGAGCUUUCCCCAAGUCUCCUCAGUCCUCAAGUAGAUGGAUGGCUUGUUCCUCCAGGCCCUGGAACAAGACUGGCUGUGCUCUCUCAUCACUGGGCCACUGCCAUCUGCUCACCCUUGACAGCCGGAGCCAUAGCUGAGUGUCACUGGCCACCCACCAGGCUGAAAAGGCUCAAGGUCGUUUCCUGCCAUUGAUCAGCCAUUCAUAAAGGCCCCUAAACUGCCAGCCCUACCUGUCUGCUAGGUGUGGGUCACCUCAUGCUAUGCUUGGGUUGGUGUCACAAUGAGAGUCCAGGGCCUCACCGAGGGACAUUGUUUCUGUGGUUCCUACAAGGCCGCUCCCUCCUCAGGAACAAGACCCAAGAGGACAGUACAGCGCACACUCAGCCUCCCCAUCCAAGUCUCUCAGCUGCAUCCUUUCAAAGCGAUGCUCUCUCUUCCUUGUUGAGCAUUGCUUGGGUUUUAAAUAGUUGCAGUCCUAUUAAGGAAUGUGUUCCUUUUUAUUUUAUCAGGUACUUAUGUUUAAUUGCACAAUUUUUUUAAAUCCUUGAUAUGAAAUUUUUUUCUUUAACCAUGUGGUAAUCAGAAAUCCCCCACAUUUGAUUAUUAGCUAUUAAAUACAUUUUAUAUAUGCUAAGCUUAGAUUAACCCCUGUUGUCACCGAAGUUUUUAUACAUAUCUGUGUGUCAUGCAUUCCACAAUGAUCAGACUGGAAAUGGGACAUAGACUUUCCUUUGUUACAUGGGAGAGUCCACCUUGUCCUGUGCUCAUGCUGAGGGUCAGGGGCCUUGAGUUUGUCUGGCAAAGAUGACCUUCUGCUGAUGUUCACACUAACUGAUUUGGACAGAUAUCACACCUCAGGAUAAGUGCCUCCGAGUCAGACACCGCUGUGAUCGGCCUCCCCUCGUAGGCCAGCACUGACUCACGGCACAGGGCUGAGGCUGCCCUGGACAGAAGCGCCAGUGGUUAGAAAUGCAAACAAGUGAGAACUGACCCCCAGUCUGCAGCCUUAGCUUGUGUCACUGACACAGACAUGUGGACAGAAACUGAAAGUUCAGGCAGCCAGGCUUGGUGGCCCUGUGAGGGUCAAGACUGUGACAACAAGGCAUUGUUUAUCUGGAGUUGGGGCCCUCAGCAAUGUCACUGUGACCUGUAAUCCUCAUCUCAUGCUGUAAUGCAUACUGGCGCAGAAAAACACCCAUCCCUUGGGCACAGCAAUCCUAUCCAGUGUGGCCGUAAUAAAGGACUAACACGAA